This is a messenger RNA of Penicillium griseofulvum, 3069 nucleotides long. Its product is annotated as non-ribosomal peptide synthetase. The coding region runs from base 1 to 3069 and encodes 1022 amino acids. The transcript has a single exon. Lineage: Eukaryota; Fungi; Ascomycota; Eurotiomycetes; Eurotiales; Aspergillaceae. The record is from RefSeq and is a predicted model, not a curated record.
AUGUCGUCCUCUCUCCUCCGUGAGAGGAUUGAUGCAAAGUUUCUGAGGCAUAUUGGGCUUGCUCCUCUUUUAAAAAUACAGGCCCAACUUCUUGGCCCAGCGAUAGCCAUAGAACAUGGCAGGAAUUCCGUCUCUUAUGAGGAGUUGCACCUCAAAGCCCUCCACCUCGCACAGCUGAUCCGACUGGAAGCACCGGAGCCAGGAACUCCAAUUGCAAUCGCCAUCCCCCGAGGAGUCAACCAUAUAUUGGCGCAAAUUGCCAUUAUCUAUGCCGGCGGGACCUGCGUCCCCUUGGACACAAAGCAACCGGAUAUAUUCCUCCAGAAGCUUCUCAAACACCUGGAUAUCAAGCUGACUUUAGUGGACAUCAAAAAUUGUAGUCGAUCUCUAGAGGUCAACAAUAUCCUUGUGGACCAUACGCUGGACCCUGAAAUAUCUGAGGAUUUUGAAGUCUCCUCCAAUGGGCCAUCAAGCUGUUCACAUAUCCUCCACACCUCAGGUACAACGGGGGAUCCCAAAGCCGCCCAGAUUCUAGCUGGCGGAAUCAUCAACUUGGCAUUUGAUUCCACCUUGCCAUUUCAAGAGGGCGAACGCUUUGCUCAUAUCGGCAAUAUCGUCUUCGAUAUCACCCUUUUCGAAAUCUGGGUAUGCUUGUUGAGAGGUGGGACGGUGGUGGUCUAUCCACAUAAGAUAGUUAUAGACCCCGUUCUCUUUUCACAGAGCCUCCGGGAGGACCGAAUUGAGAUCGUGUUUAUUACCACUGCGUUGCUAAACACAAUUAUCAACACCUGCCCGGGGGCAUUUUCCACCAUCCACACUCUAAUGACCGGUGGCGAGAUGAUCAACGUGUCGGUGAUCCGGAAGAUAUUCAAACACGGCCCUCCGGAGCGAGUAGUCAACAUCUAUGGGCCGACAGAGUGUACCGUGUUUGUCAUCUCGCAUGUGAUCACUAUAGCAGAUAUUCACAACGGCCACAUUCCACUCGGGAAGCCAAUCGAUAAUUGUCAGUUCUUCCUUGUCGACGAAGAUCUCAGUCCAGUUCCGACGGGCAGCGAAGGCGAACUGGUAAUAGCCGGUGCAGCAGUUGGUGGAGGGUAUUGUAGGAAUCCACUGGCCAACGCCAAAUCGUUUAUAAAUCCUCCACAUCUUCCAUUGAAAAAUCUCGCGAAGGGAUUUCCGCGUCAUGCCUACAGGACAGGCGAUAUCGUAUGUGUCGAUGAGUCUGGUUUGUACAAUUUUGUCGGCCGCCGCGAUCGUCAAGUCAAGAUCCGGGGUCAUCGCGUCGAGCUAGAGGGUCUCGAAAAUAUUAUCCUGGGCACGAAUCUCGCCUCCGCCGCAGCAGUUGUCAAGGUCGAGCCCGAAGAUGCCGACACGGGCUCAGUCCUGGUUGCCUAUGUUGUACCGGAGAGCAGUGGUAUCGACCGGGAAACCGUAGCACAAGCAUUCUUCAACUGCGCUCCUCACCUUCCAGCACCUCGUGUUGAGUUUCUCGCGGAGCUUCCAUUAGGAAGGACAGGAAAGUACGACCGAAAGAAGCUUGAGCAGCUGUAUAUGGAAACGAUUAAAGUCAGGCGUGAGAGUCAAGUGCACUCAAGCGGAAAGGCUGACUCCGUGAAAACAUGUCUGGAGAAGCUCUGGCUCGAGAUACUGGGGUAUCCAUUAGACCGCCUGAAUUCCUCCGAUGACUUCUUCCAUCAGGGCGGAACCUCACUGCAAGUCGCAUAUAUGAUCGGCCGAAUUCGAGCUUUGCUAGGAAUUGAGCUGCGAUCUGGGGCCCUAUACGAGAAUUCUACACUUGGUCAGCUUGUACAGCUGGUGCAAAAGCUCAAGGAUGGAGCAGUUUUGCCAAACGUAGCAGAGGAAAAAAGCAACCUAGCUCGUGAUUCGUUGCUGGGCCAAGACAUACAGCCCAGUCUCAAACCGACUAUCGACUGGAUGGACGCUUCAGAAGGCCGAGUAUUCCUCACCGGAGCCACGGGAUUUGUCGGUGCCUUCCUUCUCGCAAAACUCCUAUCUACACCGCAGGUCACUCAAGUCGCAUGUCUAGUUCGCGCCCAGGACGCGCACGCAGCUCAGCUACGCAUCAAGAAAACAUUAGACAAGUACAAACUACGUGGUUUUCAGGAGAGCAAAAUCAUCGCCAUCCCCGGCGACCUGUCACUCCCACACCUCGGCCUUCCGCAAGAACAGUACGAUCACUAUGCAACCUGGUCGAGUGUGGUGUUCCAUUUAGGGGCACUGAUCAGUUACAUCCAGCCGUACUCCUGCCAUCGAGCAUCCAAUGUUCUGGGAACAUUAGAGCUGUUAAGAUUUGCCAAUCACUCCCGACCAAAACGGCUGGUCUACUCCUCCAGCAUCGCCGCGUAUGGCCCGACAGGAUUCGUCCAAGGAACCAAAACCGUCUCGGAGGAUGAGCGACCACUGGGCCACAUCGCGGCUCUACAGUAUGACACGGGAUAUUCGCAAAGCCAAUUCGUGGCGGAAAACGUGGUCUGGAAUGCCAUCCGCAACGGUUCGCCAGCGAUCAUCAUCCGUCUCGGGUAUGUUCUAGGCCACAGUCAGACGGGCAGAGGGAACCCGAGUGACUUUGUCGGUUGUCUCAUGUCAUCUUGUCUUCAGCUGGGUUAUUAUCCCAUUGUAUCGGGACAGCGUAAAGCGUUUGCCUCAGUGGAUUUCGUGGUGGAUGCGAUGCUGAGAAUCGCUGCCUCCGAACAGAAUGUGGGCCAUGCUUAUAAUUUGAUACAGCCAGAAUCCAUAGAUCUUCAGGAAGCUUUUGGCCUGAUCAGUGGACAGUGCUCUCACCCGCUGCAAGGUAUCCCAUUUCCUCGCUGGCUGGAAAUGUGUGUCUCUGAUGCGACGAACCCGCUGCAUCCCUUUCUUCCGCUAUUCCAGGAGGAGAUAUGGGGUGUCCAUACCCGUUGGGGAGUUCAAGAAAAUGCCCCUCGCUUUGAGAUCAACAACACUCUCCGGGCUCUUCAAGAUAGCCCAGAGCUGCUUGCGUGGACGUCAGCCCGGGACCUGUUUCAGAGGUACAUUCCAGAGUGGUCUUCAACUUCAAGCGAUCUUUGA